Callorhinus ursinus (northern fur seal) is the source of this 5244-nucleotide messenger RNA. It is a transcript of the gene ZSCAN16, whose product is annotated as zinc finger and SCAN domain containing 16. NCBI's taxonomy places the organism in Eukaryota, Metazoa, Chordata, Mammalia, Carnivora, Otariidae. The record is from RefSeq and is a predicted model, not a curated record. Gene Ontology annotation, molecular function: DNA-binding transcription factor activity, RNA polymerase II-specific; RNA polymerase II cis-regulatory region sequence-specific DNA binding. Gene Ontology annotation, biological process: regulation of transcription by RNA polymerase II.
AUGGCCGCAGCCCCGGCGCGCGAAGGACGGCAAGGAGCUGCCGGAGUUCAGGCGGCGCCACGCCGCUGGGGCCGGGACGCCGUCUCACGGCACUACACCCCUCACAAGAGGGAGGUCUUCAGGCAGCACUUCCGGAAGCUCUGCUAUCAGGAUGCGCCUGGGCCCCGUGAAGCCCUUACCCAGCUCCGGGAGCUCUGCCGCCAGUGGCUGAGGCCAGAGUGCCACACCAAGGAGCAGAUUUUAGACCUGCUGGUGCUCGAACAGUUCUUGAGCAUUCUUCCCAGGGACCUGCAGGCCUGGGUGCAGGCGCACCGUCCGAAGACGGGCGAGGAGGCGGUGACCGUGCUGGAGGAUCUGGAGCGGGAGCUGGAGGAGCCUCGGCAGCAGGUCCCAGCCAAUUCAGAAAGACAGGACACACUUCUGGAGAAGUUGACCCCCCUGGGAAGACCCCAUGAGCCACUGACUGCACAGCUCCGUCCCAGGAAGAGUCAGCAGGAGCAGGAAUCUGGGGAGCCCCAGAGGAAUGGUGAUAAAACCAGAACUAAGAAUGAAGCAUUGUCCCGGAAGGAAGAUUUGCCCAAGGACACGGAAUUCCUUGGGAAGAUAAAUGACAGACUUAACAAAGACAUUCCUCAACAUCCUGAAUCCAAAGAUGCUAUGGAAAGUGAGGGCAGAUUAGAGUGGCAGCAGAGGGAAAGAAGACGCUAUGCAUGUGAUGACUGUGGGAAAAGUUUCAGUCACAGCUCAGACCUUAGUAAGCACAGAAGGACUCACACUGGAGAGAAACCCUACAAAUGCGAUGAAUGUGGAAAAGCCUUCAUUCAACGUUCCCAUCUCAUUGGACACCACAGAGUGCACACUGGAGUGAAACCCUAUAAAUGUGAAGAAUGUGGGAAGGAUUUUAGUGGGCGCACAGGUCUUAUUCAGCAUCAGAGAAUCCACACAGGUGAAAAACCCUAUGAAUGUGAUGAGUGUGGGAGGCCCUUCCGUGUAAGUUCAGCCCUGAUCAGACAUCAAAGAAUUCAUACAGCAAAUAAGCUCUACUAAGAUGGUGAAGUAACAGAAGUUCUUUAGCUAAGCUACUCAGGUCUCCUUCAUUAUCAGAGAAUCUGCCUUAGGAACUGUGAGUAUCCUGAAUAUAGGCAAAGCUUCAGUCAUCAUUGAACAUUUCUCUGGCACCCGAGAAUCUACCUGAGAAAACUUCCUUUUAUUUCUAAAUUAGUUCAGUUUCUUAGGAAGCAUUAAGGUUAUUUCAGAAAGCCUUGUCUGUUAACAGACUGCUCCCUUGCAACCCAAAAUAACCAUGUUUCUUGGUUGAAAGAGUGAAUUCUACUUCUCAGCUUUCCUUUUUAUUUGACUAUUCUGUGUAUGACAUUAGGCAAAACAGUCACAUUUUUCUCUGCCUUCAUUUCCCCCUUCUGUAGAGGACACAGUAGAGACCCACCAGGUAUGUUGUAUUAAGUUAAAGCUGCUUUUGAAAUUAAUAACUAAAACAAUACUAAGUAUUUAUUUUCCAUCACUACUGAUAUAAUGGCCAUUAUAAUGUGGUAUAAUCAUUUUGUGGAAUUUGUUUGCCAGUGCUAACAAAGAGGAAACUACCAAAAAAGAAGCAGGGUACGGAAAACAUUCAAGUGGAAAGAAAAGCAGUAAGUGAGAUGAGUAGGAGCUGCUGGGAAGAGGGAUGACCGUAAUGAGGAUAAAUCACUCCUCUUCUGAGUCUCAGGUUCCUGGAAACUGAGAGACGUGGGGAGGGAUUGGUCCAGAACUGCACUGUCCAGUGGAGUAGCCAGUGCCCACCUAUGGCUGUAUAAAUUUAAAAUUAAUUCACCCAAAGUAGAGAAUCCUGUUCCUUAACCACAUGUGGCUAGCAGCUACUGAACUGGACAGCACAGACACAGAUCGUUUUUAUCAUGGUGGACAGGAUGCUGCUGUCCUAAUCAAUCACCAGUAACAUGUCUUCCAGCUUAGGUAUUGUGUGAUUCUGAGUUCGGGAAGGUAGUAAAAGAAACACCUGAGGAGACUGUAGUAGCAACAGGAGAUAAAACACAAACACUCUAAAAAAGGAAUUUAGUAAUAACUUUAUGGCACUUUUCAGCCUGAAAAAAGGAGUAUAUUAUAAUUGGAUGACUGAAGAUUAUUAAAGUAAAUACAAUAACAUAAUAAUCUAAAUUAAAAGCUUAAAUUACUACAUCGUCUCUAAAACAAGAGUGUAACUACCUUUACAAAGUAGCAUCCCAUCAGAUACAUAUGCUGAAAAGAAACUGGGACUCUCGGGAGUUUAAGAUAAUAAACAGUCCAAUUUUUUUGUUUGGCUUGGAAAUGCAUUAGUAGUCCAUGUGCUUGCACCAGUUUUACAUCCCUAGUUUGAGAAUACCAUAACACGACAGAUACUGUGACCAGAGGCCCAGCACAUUCACAUGUACACCACCACCAAACCACCAUGAAUCACUGGUUCUAGGAAUAGCCAUCGCCAGGACAAGCAGGAAGGGAUCUAAUCUCUUUCUGAAGACAGGAAUUACAUACACCUGCUUCUGUAUUGUGACCGAGUAGUUAAACCACCACAGUCAUUUCAGUGUCUUUACUACUGUUGGAAGAUGAAUCUUAAAUCACUCUUUGUAACACCAUAAACCGAACUUUUAUGUCUUUUGAACGUAACACUGCUUUAAAAGAAAUCUAAGUUUAUUUUGAUUGUCUACAUCAACUGGUAGAAAAUUUUAAAACAUCAAGUCUCAUACUCCUACUUGUUUUUAUGACAUAAUUAUCUGAGCAAUAUUUCAAAGCAUUUGAAACAAAGGAUUUUUUAAUGGUCAUGAAGAGAAAAGUAUUAAAAAUCUUUAGUAUUAGAAACAUCCUUGUUUUGAAAAUAAAGCUAGAUGCUGAGUGAUAGCUUUUCCCCCUUUACCUUUUUUGUCUUGCUGAGAAACAAGCGUAGAAGCUGUUGGCAGUCUCUGUAAAAGAAAAGCUCAUACUUCUGAUAUUAUCCACUCUUGAAUUUAGAGAGGCUUCUGCAAUGGUAAGAAAGAUGAUUUUGCCUACCACAAGAUUAGGUUUCUUAAAAUUGGUAAAGACAUGACAGACUAAUUUUCCUUUAUCAUCCUCUAUAUGCUGUAACAUUCUACUCAGAUAGUUUUGAAUACCACCUGUUAAGUACAAAGAAUCAUUCCAGUCUUCGAGUUGUAUACCUUCAAAGGCUAGUCUGGAGCACUGAGACAGACCAUGCUACCCUUUUUUAGGUUUGGUGUUGAUUCUCAGUUGCCACCACAGUGUCCACCAUCUGGUAACAGAGGGAGGAAGAGAAAUACAUGUGGCCAGAGAUAGCCUGGAGUGCUGCAGGCAAGAGAAAUCUGAUAAGUGCAGGCAUAAGGCAAAGAAUGCAUGAUGUUAAAGAUCUGAGUUGUUGCUGGUACCAGGAAGAAGCAGGUGUUGUCCGGUAAGUGUGUAGAAACCCAAAGGAAAGAACUGGGGAGGGUGCUCAAGCACAGCCACAGUUACUGGAAAAGAAGAUGUAAUACGUUAGACACCGUAACCAUAACUACAACCGCUUGGUUCUAGCAGAGAGCCAUCCGUUUAGAGCACCGGCUCUAAAAGAACCCAGUUUCUCAAACAGUUGUGUCAGAAGCAUAUGCAUUGCGCCUCCAUCUUUUUGGAGAGACGAUUUUUUUUUCUUUUUUGAAGGAGGCAAGAAGUUGGAGUUUCGAGUUUUUGUGAACUAACAAGACAGCUGUGGUCGUAAGAGGCACCUAAAGGGAGUAGGGGGGCAGCUCUCUUAGACACUGAUGGGGGGAUGGUAGUGAACUGGUGAUUCUGAAUUAGGAACCAACAGCUUUGAAGGGAGGAAACAGAUUAGGUGCCGGGAGAGGAGGGGCUGCAGGAGGUAUGUACGGACAUUGGUGGGGGAAGGGGAGUAAGAUCAGGGGAAAGGGAGGAAGGGAGAAAAUAAAAAGGAACAAGGGUACCAAGAAAAGAACAAAGAUAAAACAAGAGAUGGUGAUAGGGAAAGAGGAGUGACGAGUAAUCUAAUACUGGCAUCAGUCGUGUUUGAGCCUGGGUCAUAGGAUGGAUAUAAGCCAUACGAAGAACAGAUGAGCUCCUUAUCCCAAGGUACACUGAAUCUUACGAGCACAGCACGUAUUAUCUAUCUUUAUCCAACAGGUCUCCAUUCUCAUCCUGAGCAUGACAUUAUUUGUUUAUAAUCAAAAAGUCCAUCAACAGUGAAAACACAACUAGAAACCUUGACAUACUUCAACAAAACAAGCUCUUCUCCCCUAACUGAUCCCACAAGGGAGUCAUAUUGAGGUUCUGAAGGGACAGCUAGCUCAGUCUUUCUUCCUCAAACCGUCUAGAGCAAGGUUUCUCCAUCUUGGUUCUGCUGACAUUUUCAGUCAGACAGUUCUUUGUAGUGCCCUGCCCCCUGCAGUGCAGGGCCUUUAGGGGUAUUCCCAGCUUCCAGCCACUGGAUGCUACCACACCUCCUACUUGUGACAAGCAAGCAUUUUUAAGAUGGGGGACAAAUGCCCCCUUGAGGGGCAAAAUCACCCUCAGUUGAGAACUGAUCUGUAGGAAAAUAAUCUAAUUUCCAUGACUGUUCCUCAUCAUAUACAAUAAGAUUCUACGGAGAUGGUGCAUACAACCAGCACUGCUAGACCCUCUUUCUACCCCCCAAAAAUGAUUCCCAGAGUACCUAAGCUCUAAAUAGCAAUCAUACUGAAAAAUAUUAGUCUGCUUUAGGAAGCCAUACCUCACUGCUGAAGACGAGAGGAAUCUGCCCUCAAAUGGGACUUGCAUAAAGAGCUUACAUUGCAUUUUUUAAGACUUUCCUCUUCCUUCCCCGGCAUACUUGUGGUGCUACCUACUCCUCUAACCCGUGACCCAACCACGAACAAAGAUUUUUUUAUUGAGAUUUCCCCUGUCCAGUACAGUAGCCAUCAGGUACAUAUGGCUAUGCAACUAAGAAACUACAUUUUUUAAUUUAAAUUUUAAAACAUAAUUCAGUUAUUGGAAAACCUUCAUGUUUGGUGUAAUUUGGGUAUGUGAAUCUACUUUUAACAUUUUAAAUUUUGUAUAAUCCCAAUAAAGUAUUUUCAAUGAAAAUUUAAUAUCUGAAUUGAGAUAUGCAAUAAGUAGAAACACAUCAGCUUUCAAAGAUUUAGUAUAAAAAAAGAAUGUAAGAUACUUCAUUAAUUUUUAUAUUGAUUAAUGUUAAUAUUUUGGAUACACUGGUUUAAAUAAAAUUGUUAUUAGUUU